GAAAACAUGUAAAAAAAGUUUAAUUUUUAACAUGCUCCUCCUGAGCGUCUUGUGAUUCUAAUAGAGAGGAGGCACGGCACUGCAGAAUGUCAUCUCUAUGGGAAAACUGGCCACUCUCAAGCCAAAAGUCAUCCGACACAGACUUAUUUACCGUUUGGUGUAGCUUAUAGUGUUCACACUAUACAGGAACAUGUCAAACCCAGAAGUGGCUGUUGCGACUGUCGGCCCUUUAGGAGAGAAUCCAGCUCAGAUUAUGUGCACGAAGUGCCAUCAGACUGUCGUCUCUGAGGUGAAAUAUUCCUCUGGAUUACUCACCUACCUUUUCUGUGGAGGACUUUUCUUCUGUGGGUUUGUGUUCGGAUGCUGCCUCAUCCCGUUCUGCGUGGACAGACUGAAAGAUGCCAAGCACACCUGUCCCAUCUGCAAGACCGUCCUGGGAGUUUACAGACGCUUAUAGCCGCCGCCGCAGCUCUACGCUGGCGGCUCAUUGAUGCGUCAUCUAAUCCUAUAUGAAACUAAUUUGUAACAACUUUUUUUCUUUCUAAUCAACAGAGAAUUUUAGAUGGUGUUAAAUGCUUGUCCUUUUUAUAUUCUUAUCUGAGCAACAAUUAAACAAUGUGAUAGCUACAAAUGUUCACUCUUUCGACCGCAAGUAAACCGGGCCAAUGAAUGG
Molecule: messenger RNA, 673 nt
Organism: Poecilia latipinna (sailfin molly)
Lineage: Eukaryota; Metazoa; Chordata; Actinopteri; Cyprinodontiformes; Poeciliidae
Product: lipopolysaccharide-induced tumor necrosis factor-alpha factor homolog
Exons: 4
Coding region: 191-457 (88 amino acids)
Cellular component (GO): cytoplasmic side of lysosomal membrane; nucleus; cytoplasmic side of late endosome membrane
Molecular function (GO): zinc ion binding
Source: RefSeq, a predicted model, not a curated record